Paramormyrops kingsleyae is the source of this 2618-nucleotide messenger RNA. It is a transcript of the gene drc3, whose product is annotated as dynein regulatory complex subunit 3. Lineage: Eukaryota; Metazoa; Chordata; Actinopteri; Osteoglossiformes; Mormyridae. Gene Ontology annotation, molecular function: protein binding. The record is from RefSeq and is a predicted model, not a curated record. Gene Ontology annotation, cellular component: cilium.
ACAAUCUUCUUGUCAAUCAAGUGGGAAGGCAACCCGAAGAUAACGCCCAAAACAAGGCCCGGUGAAAGCGGAAAUGCCUUUAUUCCCUUAACAAAAGCUGCACGGGAGGUGAAGUCCAGUAAGAAAGAACGCGGAAUGACGAAGGCAUAGUAGGAAUAACGAAGGAAGUAUAAUAAAAAUAUAUAAAAAAACAAAAGUAACGUUAUUUUGUUUAUAUGGAGUACACGAUAUGUACAUAAACUAACGCACAAGAGACCAUGGAAAAUGUGCUGAUUUUGAUUUUUAAGUUUGCUAACUGCAAAAAUAACCGUGGGAAAAUAUUUUUUCUUGGAACGCCGCCAUCUCGUGGCUAAAAUGGAGUACUACGCUUAUUUGUUCGUUUAUUUCGACAUGGGAAACUGGUUUAGUUUCCUGUAUACUUCCACCUUGUGGCAAAAACGAAUACUGCCGCUUGUUUUUAUUUAGGUAUUUAAUUUAUUAAAAAUAUACUACUUUCGGCCACGUUGUGGCAGAUUUUCGAAAGAAGAAUAGACAUCUGCUUUUUAAGUAUGUAUCGUUUAAGGCAAGAGAAGGGACUCAUAUCGAGAAUUGAUUUGUCAAGUUUGUUUGCCAUGAAGUAUAAUUAUAGCAGAAAACUGUCCUACAUAUUCUGUAUGUGAGUCAGGGGAAGUGGUUAAAGUACGUACAGAAGUCCUGAUCUAGGCUACGUAUCACUGUGGAGAUGUGUUGUUUAAACUAGCAAAAGCUUUGCAAGCUUCACUUACUGCUAAAGUUAAUUUCAGGUUGCGCUGUAGAGAACCGGGUCCAGAUAUGGUUGCUAGGCAACACGAAAACAUCUAAUGCCGGCAGAGCUCGGAGAAGCAGAAGCAAAACUUCGGUCUGAACCCUUUCCUUGCUGACCGCGUCGAGAGGCAGGAUGAGGGAGCCGAACGACACGCUGGAGCCCAGCGUGAUUGAUGAGGAGAUGCUGCAGAGGGCCGUGGAGGAGCAGGGGCCGCAGGACCCGGAGAACCCGGCCGCAAGCAUCGCUAAGGCGGAGGGUAUCCAGCGGGAGCAUGUGCGCCGGCUGCGCUUGGAUUUCAGGAAAAUUUUAAAGAUCGAUCACCUCUGGGAGUUUACGUGCCUGACCAAACUGCAACUGGACAACAAUGUUAUUAACAAAAUUCAAGGACUAGAAUCUUUGACUAAUUUAGUAUGGCUUGAUCUUUCCUUCAAUCAUAUUGAGGUGAUAGAGGGUCUGAAUACCUUGUUGAAACUGGAGAACCUGAGUUUGUACAACAACAGGAUCUCUGUCAUCGAAAACAUGGAUUCCCUUGUACACCUGCAAGUGGUUUCCCUCGGAAACAAUCUUCUGUCCCAGCUUGACAAUAUUGUUUAUCUGCGGAAGUUUGAGAAUCUGCGCACACUAAACUUAGCAGGAAAUCCCUUUUGCAAAGAUGAAAACUACAAGGCCUUAAUCGCUGCCUACCUCCAAGGCCUGGUCUAUCUGGACUACAGGCUGGUAGAUGAGGCGGCGCGCGAGACGGGACUGGUGAGAUACCAGGACGCCCUGGAGGAGCUGAGGCACGAGGAGGAGGAGGCAACGAGGGCCAUGGAAGCCAAACGCAGGGCUGAGGAGGAGCUGCAGAUGCACAGGGAGGCUUUUGUGGAGUUCCUGAAUGGACCCUAUCUCUUUGAUAGCAUGUAUGCAGGGGAUCCAGAAGCUGCCAAGCUGGCCUGCCUGCCUGGGCUGAAUACACUGCUGGAUUCAUACCGGAGCCAGCAGGUGGUGCUGUGCAUGCAGAUGUUUGAGUUGGGUCUGCAGCAGUGGGAGAGAAGGAAGGCGGAGGUCGACUGCUUCUUCGAGUGCUACCAGGAGGCUGUGGCUGAUAACAGGAAGAGGGGGGCACAGCUGGUGAACGACUUCCAGGGCUCCAUCAGGGAGACCCUAGCAGAGAUGCAGCACUCCACUGAGCCAAGGGUACUGGAGGCCCAGCGGAACCAGUUCAGGGAGGAUCUCAGCCAACUCUGCGACACACUCCUGACUGUGGAGCUCCAACUGGUCAACCAGCUGGAAGACAUCAUCAAGGAGUUUGAGAGGAACGUCUCGGAGAUGAUUGGUGGCUUCCUCGAAACUUUGCAGGGAAUCUUCACCCAGUGCCGCGACCUUGAGAACCAGCACCAUGAGAAACUCCAGGAGAUCGCCUUGGCAACCUUGGAUAGAGUGGCCAAGGGCACAAUGGAACAGGAGAUGCCGGAUGAUGUGCUUGCGCUGUUCGUCGACAAGGACACGCUACAGAGUGCCGUCGGCGCCUCGCACGACAUUCACCUGCUGAGGAUCGACAACCGGGAGGACGAGCUGGUGACGCGCGUCAACAAAUGGGUGACCGAGCUGAUGAAGACGAUACAAAAUGAUGAAGUGAAGCGAAAUCGGAAGCGUAUGGCAGAGAUCUUCCACUACGCGGAUUAUAUGAAGGAGCAGAUGCGAGAAACUUUAGACCAGGAGACCGGGGAUUCUGCACGCAAGUACUGGCGUACUGGGGAGCAUUUGUGAGCCGACUAGCUGCCUUGCUAGCGCUCCCCGCUACCUUCUCCGACUUUCUCUUCACUUUGUGCCGCCUGUCGUCUGCCGUCGGCGC